Molecule: messenger RNA, 1000 nt
Organism: Moneuplotes crassus
Lineage: Eukaryota; Ciliophora; Spirotrichea; Euplotida; Euplotidae
Source: the annotation of a GenBank genome assembly
UCCUUCAACAUCGCCCAUAAUAUUUCAACUAUGAAGAAAGUAGUGAUUCUGGUAUACCUUAUCUGAAUGAUACAUUGCAAAGACGGACUCAUCAACCGUUUCAGAGAGAUGCCAAUGGUCAACUUAACCAUAGUACAUCCUAAAUUCGAGAGAAUCAGAAAGGCAGUCACACCCAUUAUUGCAACAUUUGGGAUAAUGUAUGAGCAUUUUGGAGAUUAUACCCCUCCAGUGAGAGAUAUCGUACCUUUUUGAAUGCAGUCCUAUCUGCAUUUCUUGACUUUUCUGAAUGUAACAGUCUGAGAUGAGUACAAUCGCUUAAAAACUUACUGUAUCUACGGAUUUUGUGUUUAUUAAAGCAGCCGAAGAGCUCAGAAAAUUCUGUAUAAUGAUCGAGAGUGUACUCAUUGAAGUCUUGUUAAUCACUGAACUAGAGUACGGAUAUCAAGCUCUCAAUUAUGCAUACUUGAAGAAAGAGUUUGGAAUUAUUACCAAGAUCAUAAAUGUAAAAGGAUUGGAGACAUACCAGGAAAAAUCUCACUGCAUUCGCAUGAGAAUUGGACAGCACUUCAUGCCCACUUUCAAAGGCAAUGACACCUCACAUUGCUCUGAGUUCGAUGAGAUCAUCCACAGUUUCUCUGAACGACCUGUAGAUCCUCCCAUAGACUGGUCGCCUUUGUUUAUAAACCUCAUGAUAUUUGCUGCUCUUAUUGUUGCUAUUUAUGCUGGUUGCAAAUUUGUUUUAAAAGAAUGGAAGAAAACCGAAAAGCUAUAUGCUCAUCGGCAAGGAAGAAUGCAUUUAAAUCAAAGAAAUAGGAGGUCCUCAAACUCAAGGCAUUCUUCAAAGAAGGAAGCCAAAUGCUGGUGGUACUAAGUGAUUAUUCCCAGAGGAGGAAAGAUGAUUCUUUGCUUGAUCACCAACUUGUUGAUAUUUCUGAAUAAAGGUAAAUAUUUCCUCCUUCUCAGCUGCACACAGAUGAUUUGGAAAGUGUCCAAAUUUGAC